This is a messenger RNA of Manduca sexta (tobacco hornworm), 715 nucleotides long. It is a transcript of the gene RpS23, whose product is annotated as 40S ribosomal protein S23. Gene Ontology annotation, cellular component: cytosolic small ribosomal subunit; ribosome. The transcript has 5 exons. Gene Ontology annotation, biological process: translation. Gene Ontology annotation, molecular function: structural constituent of ribosome. The record is from RefSeq and is a predicted model, not a curated record. Lineage: Eukaryota; Metazoa; Arthropoda; Insecta; Lepidoptera; Sphingidae. The coding region runs from base 181 to 612 and encodes 143 amino acids.
UUUAUUAAAAUAAUAUAAAACAAUAAGUGAUUUUUUUGUAUUUGUUUUUUUUUUUAUUAAAUAGCAACCCUAGAUUAAUUUUGUGAUGUUGGCAGUAGUGAAAAUUUGUAGGCCUUGGUUGGCUAGACGUCGUGAUAAUUUCUUUUCCCAUCCGUACCCGAUUGGUGUCGCGUUAUCCAAAUGGGUAAACCCAGAGGAAUCCGCACGGCGCGCAAGCACGUGAACCAUCGUCGUGAGCAACGAUGGGCUGACAAGGAAUUCAAGAAAGCCCACAUGGGGACGAGGUGGAAGGCUAACCCCUUCGGUGGUGCAUCUCACGCUAAGGGCAUCGUCCUGGAGAAAGUUGGUGUUGAAGCCAAACAGCCCAACUCUGCCAUCCGCAAGUGUGUGCGUGUACAGCUCAUCAAGAACGGCAAGAAGGUAACCGCGUUCGUGCCCCGCGACGGUUGCCUCAACCACAUUGAAGAGAACGACGAAGUGCUAGUGGCGGGAUUCGGUCGUAAGGGCCACGCCGUCGGUGACAUUCCCGGAGUCAGAUUUAAGGUGGUGAAGGUAGCAAACGUGUCCCUCCUAGCCUUGUACAAAGAGAAGAAGGAGAGGCCGAGGUCAUAAUUUUGCACUGUGAUAAGUGACCUGCUAACGGGAAGCGCGUUGUUUUUAAGUGUAAAUUUAUAAAAAUGUAAAAUCAAGUACAUAAUAAACAUUGUGUACGACA